This is a messenger RNA of Sardina pilchardus (European sardine), 1468 nucleotides long. It is a transcript of the gene neurl2, whose product is annotated as neuralized E3 ubiquitin protein ligase 2. Gene Ontology annotation, molecular function: ubiquitin protein ligase activity. The record is from RefSeq and is a predicted model, not a curated record. Gene Ontology annotation, biological process: intracellular signal transduction. The transcript has 2 exons. NCBI's taxonomy places the organism in Eukaryota, Metazoa, Chordata, Actinopteri, Clupeiformes, Clupeidae. Bases 203 to 1117 code for a protein of 304 amino acids.
AGUAAGAGAGUGCCUAGCUUUCUGUCACACUUUCUAGCUGGACUUGUAAAUACAGGGGCCAACUUCAUGCAGUGAAUUGUUUUCCAUAUUUUGUUAAUUUGGAUGGUGGUAUUGUUCAGUUAGGCACUGGGCAUGCUAACCAGUAUAGCUAAGUAGGCUUAACAAAGCUUUCCUUCACGUCCAGGGAACAGUUCCUUCAUACAUGGCGGGUGUUUUGGAUACGUUUAUGGAGUUCCACCCCAUCCAUGGCACAAACGUACAAUUGGAUCCCACUGGGACGAGGGCGACUCGUGUUGAAAGUUUUGCUAAUGGGCUGUGCUUCAGCAAAAAUCCCUUGAAUCCAGGAGAAAUAUUCCUGGUGGAGAUUGAGGACAAGGAACUGGGCUGGUGCGGCCAUCUCCGGAUUGGACUUACAGCACAUGACCCCCGGACCCUGGAGAAGGUACCAGAGUACUCUCUUCCUGAUCUGACAGACCUGGGGAGCAGCUGGGUGUUUGCCAUCACUAGGAAUCACAAUAGGGUUGUUGAGGAGCAGCCGCCGGCAGCGCCUGCAGGUGACGACCUAGCAGGUGACAACCUAGCGGGGGGCGACCUAGCGGGGGGCGACCUAGCAGGGGGCCACAGGCUGGGGAGGGGCGAGCCUGAGCAGGAAGAAGAACCCAGCAGGCCCAAGGUGUUCUUCACCAGCCCCCACCUGUGCAUCGAGAAGAUGUACAUCCCCAUGGACAAACUGGUGGGCCGCAGCCGCCCGGGCAGGUACAGCCACAUCCUGGACGACCUGUACAAGCUGAAUGCCCUACCUCCCACCGCCCGCCGCAGCCGCAUCGGUGUGGUCUACGUCCCCAGGCCGGAGCCAGGUUUCGCUGACAUGCACAUAGUCAUCAACGGCGAGGACAUGGGUGCCUCGGCCAAGAAGAUACCCACGGGUCUGCCUCUUUAUGCGGUUGUGGAUGUGUUUGCUGCUACCAAGUGUGUCCGCAUUGUACAGGUGGAAUAUGGCUUUGCAUCACUGCAAACACUCUGUCGGCAGGCCAUUCAGAAAAAUAUCGUUCACAGAAUGGCGUUGGACUGGCUGGAGCUUCCUGAGAUGCUCAAGAAUUUCUGCAAGUAUGAGUGAUGGACAAUCCUGCGGCAUCAUGAAGUUGUUUUUGUAUGAAUAAGAUUUCAAAGGACUUUAAACUGUAUUCACAUGUAUUGCACAUUAUGAGAUAUUGUACACUGCGUAAAGACUUAUUCCAAAUUAUUUUCCAUGACAAAGCUUUGGCAUUGCCUUUGAGAUUGUCUCAUUUGAUCUCCACAGUUGAAUGUUUAUCAAUUUCAAUGGGAUGCUUUCUAAAUGUGCCUUGACCAUAUUUACAUUUUCAUCAGUUCAAAUAAUCUGAUAGAUCACAACACAUCUUAUUUCAAUUAUCAUUCUAGUGCAGAGUAAAAAAGGAUGAGGUACACACUGAAAGAAUAUUGUGUUUGU